AUGUCUGAGAAAUCAACUACAUCCACAUUUGACUCACCAAAAUCAAUAACAUUCAAUGCAAAAUAUAUUUCAUAUAGUCAUACAUUUUUUGCAAGUCUAUCUUUUUUAGCAGCAUUGGCAGUUGGUUCAUUUUUACAUUAUUAUAAAAUAGUUGAAAAUGCAUCUUUUGGUUAUCCUGAUGAAUGGUUUCCAAGUGUUUCUGCAACUAUAGGAGAUCGAUAUCCUGAAAGAUCAGUAUUUCAAAUAAUAAUUGCAAUGACAGCAGGUCCAAGAUUUUUAUUAAUUGCUUUUAAUUUUAUAAGUUUAUUUAAAAAAAAUUCUUAUUUACCUUAUAUUGCUUUAAUAUCUGGUAUAUUAAGAACUUUUUGUGCUGGUGGAUGGAUGUAUAUAACUUCAACUGAUGAUCAUGAUGCUCAUGAUGUUUUUAUGAUUGGAUAUAUUUUUUUAACAAUACCAUGGGAUAUGUGUAAUAUUUUAUUAUCACCUAAAGAUUCAUUUCAAAGAAAAGCUCGUUUUUAUUCAUGUUUUACAUUUUUUGGUAGUUUAAUUCCAUUAAUUUAUUGGUUUAUUCAACAUAAAGUUCAUGUAAGACCAGGUGCUUAUUCUAUUUAUGCAUAUUUUGAAUGGGGAUUAAUUGCAUUAGAUAUUUUAUUUGAUUCUUGGUCAUAUAUUGAUUUUGAAAAAUUUGAAAUUUCAAUAACAGGAGAAGGUAUUAAAUUAAUUACUGGGCAAAAAAAAAAGACCGUUCAAAAGAUAUUGACAAAAUCUGUUGAUUCUGAGACUGCUGUUAUAAAUGAAUUUAAUAAUUUUGAAGUUUUUUUUAAUUUAAUAAAUUCAUAUAUAUAUUGGACAGUAGUUACAUCUUUAUUUUUAUGUGUUUGGUAUUUUCCCUUAUGGCAUAUGGGAAUUUCUGGAUAUGAAGCAGUCAUUGUAUCAAUGUUUCUAGCUCCACUUUUAUUGAUUAUUCCAUCUAUUAGAUAUUACCUUGCUCAAAAUCCACAAUUAACAAGAUCUUUAACAGUAAUAUUAGGAAUUGGUGCUUAUAAAGUUGAAGAUCCUGAACAAAGAUUAUUAUCAAUUACUGCUGGUACUGUUUUUGGUGUUAUAUCUGUUGUUAAUGAAUUUUGGGCUUUAAAUGGUCAACACAAGAAAAUAAAUUCAUAUAUUACAACUUUUACAUUAGGUUUAUUAGCCACAUCAGUUUUUAAAUUUCUUUCUUAUUCAAAUAAUCCAAUUUGGCCAAUUAUGCAUAAAGAAAAUGGUGGAUAUAAUGCAAUUGGGAUAUUUCUAGGUUUAUUGGCUUCAUUUUUCACACCAGUUUCCAUCAUUGGUAAAUCAAUUCCUCAAUCAAAAACUUCUGGAUCAUUUUUAUUAGGUUCAAUUGGAUUUGGUGGAUAUUAUUUUGCAUUACAAUCAUUUUUAUCAGAUUCAGGAACUUUAACAUUGUUUACAUGGGAAGGUUAUCCAAUCAAAGGGCCAACACCAAUAACUGGAGCUUUCCCACAUCUUCUCAUUUUUGCAAUUGCUAUUUUGGUAACAUUAAAUUCUCAUCCAAAUAGAUUUAGUAGUUGGAGUUAUAAUUUGAUAAUUGGAGGUGGAAGUACAAUAGCUACUUAUUUAUUUAAAAAUUGGUUAGGUUAUAUUGCUACAUUAAUUUAUGUAUUUUAUUUAGUAUCAAUUGGUCCAAUAAUUUGGCAAUCUAUUAGUGGAUAUAAUCCAGCUGGUGCUUUUUUUAUUGGAUAUUUUGUAAAUAUAGUCAUUUCCUUAGCUAGUGUUUGGAUUGUUGCAUAUGCAUUUGUACCUGGUGGUCCAUUAUUAAGAGAAAGAACAGAUAUAAUAUUGGCAGCAGCAUUAUUACUGAUUUAUGCUGGUAUUACAAAUUAUAAAUUAAGAAUUAAUGAAAUUACCAAGAUCAAUUUUUAUAGUAAAAAAACUUAUAAACAAAUAUCAACUAUUAUAACUAUAUUACUUGCAUUAUCAUUAGCAACAACAAUUAAAAGAUAUCCAUCAUCAACUCCAAAACCAUAUAAUGAAGAUUCAAAAACAUUUACAACGGGAAUAUGGUGUGUUCAUUUUGGUUUAGAUAAUGAUAUGUGGUCAUCAGAAACAAGAAUGUUAAAUCUUAUAAAAGAAGCAGAAGUUGAUAUAAUAGGAUUAUUAGAAACUGAUACUCAAAGAUUAAUUGGUGGAGAUCGAGAUUUUACUCAAAAAAUAGCUGAAGAAUUAGGAAUGUAUGUUGAUUAUGGUCCUGGACCAAAUAAACAUACAUGGGGUGCAGCAUUAUUAUCAAAAUUUCCAAUAAUUCAAUCAACUCAUCAUUUAUUACCAUCACCAGUUGGAGAAUUAGCACCUGCAAUUCAUGCUACAUUAGAAAUAUAUGGAGAAAUGGUUGAUAUAAUGGUUUUCCAUUCAGGACAAGAAGAAGAUAUUGAAGAUCGUAGAUUACAAAGUUUAGGAAUUGAAGAAAUUAUGUCAAACUCCAAAAAUCCAAUGGUAUUAAUUGGAUAUUUAGUAACUGAUCCAUUACAAGGAAAUUAUAAUAAUUAUGUAUCUGAAAAAUCAAGAAUGUUAGAUAUUGAUUCAAGUGAUUGGGAUCGUUGGUGUGAAUAUAUUUUAUAUAGAGAUUUAAAAAAAAUUGCAUAUGCAAGAAUUUCAAGAAGUACAAUAACUGAUACAGAAUUACAAAUUGCAAAAUUUAAAAUUUUUGAAGAAGAUGAUUUAAGGAGUCAAGAUUAUACAAUUGUUAGUGAAGAUGAAAUUGAAGAAAAUUUAAGAAUGCCAGAACUAUUUAAAGGUGAUGGAGUUAGAGGUCAUAGAUAUCAUGUUUUUGAUGAACCUAGAUAUUUUUCUCAAAAUAUAUGA
Molecule: messenger RNA, 2862 nt
Organism: Lodderomyces pseudojiufengensis
Lineage: Eukaryota; Fungi; Ascomycota; Pichiomycetes; Serinales; Debaryomycetaceae
Gene: CWH43
Product: Cwh43p
Exons: 1
Coding region: 1-2862 (953 amino acids)
Biological process (GO): GPI anchor biosynthetic process; fungal-type cell wall organization
Cellular component (GO): endoplasmic reticulum
Source: RefSeq, a predicted model, not a curated record